Molecule: messenger RNA, 693 nt
Organism: Syzygium oleosum
Lineage: Eukaryota; Viridiplantae; Streptophyta; Magnoliopsida; Myrtales; Myrtaceae
Exons: 1
Coding region: 136-489 (117 amino acids)
Source: RefSeq, a predicted model, not a curated record
CAAUGUUUACCUCCUACACUAUAAAAACCAGCUGGUUUCCCACCCCUGGUUUCAAACUCCUCCAAAACACACUCCCUUCAUCUUCAACCUCUUCAUUGCCAAUUCAACCAACAAGCUUGAUUACAGGGAUCGACAAUGGCUCUUUCGAAGAAGCCGUAUGCAUACACAAGGAUGGAUUUCGAGGACCCGGAAGAGAAGAAGCACCGGAAAGCGCAGUUCCUGAUCUACAAAGUGCUGGAGCGAGCCGAUGCUCGGAGGAGGCCCUCGCUCCUGAGAGUGAAGUUGUGCAGGUUGAAGGUGAAGAUCGGGCGGCAGUUGAAGAAGUCGAGGAAGAGGAUGGGGCUGAUGAUUUCGAAAGCGAGACUCGCCAUUUAUAAGCAGCUCAUGAGUCAAUUGAGGAGCUUGGAAGCUCUCGUCUGGCCUUGUAAAGACCAAGUUAUUGAUCAGCCUCCACCCUUUAAAACUCUUUCUUGCAAAACUACCACGUAGUAGUAUCCUUUCGUUUUGGUGUCUCAUAUUGUGUAGAAUCUUGGGGUGGUGUUUGCUCAAUUUACCUUUCUUUGCAGAAGGAAAAAAGGAAGGGGAUUGUAUAUUACAUAUAAAUCAUACCAACAAGGAUGUUUCGUUUCUUGUUUGAACUUUUUGAGAUCAUGAGCUCAUCAAACUCAAUUCAAAUCUUGAUUUUCUGCUUAA